This is a messenger RNA of Amoebophrya sp. A25, 281 nucleotides long. The record is from the annotation of a GenBank genome assembly. Lineage: Eukaryota; Dinophyceae; Syndiniales; Amoebophryaceae.
GUUUUACCUAAGUACCAGAAAAAGGCUCUCCCAGUCGCCGGCAAUUAUCCCUGUCGAGGAUCACGAGGCGGGGGUUACGUGGGACACAAAGAGUAAGGGGCACGGCCGUAGAGAAGUGUUUUUCUUGUUGCACCAGAAGGAAUCUUUUACAGCUGAAUAUAGUUGCCUCCUAUAAGUGUGGCGAAAAGAUACCGUACAGGAGAAGAUGGGGCCAUCCUCUCGGUCGUGCCUCUAGAGAAUCUAAGCAUGAAGAGUCAACUUUUAUCUUUCAACAUACAUAA